This is a messenger RNA of Priapulus caudatus, 1421 nucleotides long. RefSeq lists its product as uncharacterized. The record is from RefSeq and is a predicted model, not a curated record. Gene Ontology annotation, molecular function: monocarboxylic acid transmembrane transporter activity. The coding region runs from base 45 to 1421 and encodes 458 amino acids. Gene Ontology annotation, biological process: monocarboxylic acid transport; transmembrane transport. NCBI's taxonomy places the organism in Eukaryota, Metazoa, Priapulida, Priapulimorpha, Priapulimorphida, Priapulidae. The transcript has 2 exons.
UUUCUCUAUGCUUCUCGGUUUGGGGUUCGUGGACAGGUCUCGGCAUGUCAAUGCUCUACAUCCCGUCCGUCGUCUGCGUUGCCUUCUACUUCGAGAAGCGACGCGCGCUGGCCACCGGACUGGCCGUGUGUGGCUCGGGUGUCGGCACCUUCCUCCUCGCACCUCUAUACCAGCACCUCACGCAGAUCUACGGCUGGCGUGGGGCCAUGCUGCUGCAGGCCGGGGUCGUGCUUAACUCGGCCGUCUUCGGCACGCUCAUACGACCGCUGCGCGAAAGCUCGCCGCCGCUACGGGGCGCUGCCGAGGCGCGGGAGAAUCUGCCGGACGGCAGAGACGCCGAGGAGGUCGAAGAUUUACUACGCAGAGGGGGUAGUGAGGAGGUUAGUGGUGUCCUCAACGCCGCGGAUGCAGAGGAGGUUAGAGAUGCAUUGCAUUCCAGGGACGGAGUGGAGGUUCAAGGUCUCUUAUACGACAGGGCUGCAAAAGAGGUUGAAUGGUCAGUACGAGCCUGCGAUGGGGAAGAGGAUUUGCUGCAUACCAGAGAUGACGUGAAACGGGUAGAACUUACUGCGCGCACCGAGGAAAGCAGCAAAAUGUUUAUCCAGCCUGACGAGGUCUUGGCGUACCGUGACGACUCACUGAGAAGCUUCCACGAUGCAGAAACCUUAAAUAUCGAACUGAAACUCUUCGAUGGAGAUCGCUCGUCUGUAUCCAAGAGUCGUGACAAAAGAGACGUGGAAUGCCCACGCAGCAGCGAUGGACGGACGACCGAUCGAACGUGGAUGUCAUACCCCGACAUUAGCAUACAGUUAAAAGCAACGCCGUCGCAGAAAUGUCGGUCGCUUCGUAGUCUAUCCGCGCGGGAGUUUCCACCAGGCGCGGACACCGACGAUUAUUCGCUCACGUCGGGAAGCCUGCUGGAGAUACCAGCGUUACUCGUUCGCGGCAACGCGCCGCACGAUGGCGGCACCGUCGCACGCGCGUCCAACGACAGCGUCGGUACUCGCGCCCGAAACCUUCUCGAUUACCCUCUGAGCAUCUUCGACGUGUCGCUGCUAACCAACGCCAUCUUCCUGUUGUUCACCGCCUCCAACGUGCUCACGAACGUCGGCUACAACGUACCUUACGUCUACCUGCCGCACGUCGCCGUCGAGCGCGGAUACGCGCCGGCAGAGGGCGCCAGGCUCCUGUCGAUCGUCGGCAUCGUCAACACGGUGGCGCGCGUCGCCGUCGGGUUGCUAAGCGACCGGCUCUCGUGCGUUCGCCGGCUGUGGCUCUACAGCACGUUUCUCGUGUUCUGCGGUGCGGCGGCCGUCGGCACCGUCUUCUGCUACAGUUACGCGUCGCUGUGCGUCGUAGCUGGCCUGUACGGACUCUUCUUCGGUAGGUAUAGGAUCGGAGGUAGGACUUACCGUGACUAA